AGGAAGAAGAGGAGGAGCAGGAGGAAGAGGAGGAAGAGGAAGAGGGGGAAUCCGGCUGAGUCCCGGUUGCGAUGCCUGGAGGAGGCUGCUGCUCUGAGAUGCUCCCCGGGUCUCCGGAGCGCAUGAGGCGGUUCCAGCCGAGCGACGGGGCCGCUGAUCCGCACCUCUGCCCGGCUACAGCACCAUAGGUUCGGCUUUAGGAGCUCGGUUCGGUUUCCACGGAGCAGGAGACACAUCUAGGAGCCUUUAAGGCUGCAUCACACAUCACAUCCUCUCUGCGUCGCAGUGCUGCUGGAUAGAACUGUGUGUAAAAGCUGUCGGGUGGUGGCAUCUAUGCAAUUUAUAUCUCGACUUUUUCAUUUUUAUUAUGAGCACAGAGGAGGGAGAGGCGGGUCCAGCUUGUGGGGGUGCAGACACCACCACCUCCAUCACUUCCAUCACCUCCAUCACCCAGCACCACACCUGGGAUGAAGGCGAAGCGCACGGAUCCCAAGGACGCCGGCAGCCAGAGGAUGAGGACGAGGCAGGGCAGGGAGAGGAAGAGGAGGAGGAGGAGGAAGAAGAGGGCCGGAGCUGCAGGGAUGCAUGCGAGGGGAACAAUGUGGGUGAUUUGUCCGGUGAGGAUGGAGCUGAUGGAGCUGAUGGAGCAGUCGGAGGCAGAUCAUCCUGCAAGGAGCAGACGAUGCAUUCAAACUGCAGCAGCGACACCUGCAUCCCCACUCCCAGCUGCAGGAUCUGCUUCCAGGGUGCAGAGCAGGGCGACCUGCUGAACCCGUGUCGGUGUGAUGGCUCAGUGCGCUACACCCACCAGACCUGCCUGCUGAAGUGGAUUAGUGAGCGAGGCUGCUGGACCUGCGAGCUCUGCUGCUAUCGCUUCCACGUCAUCGCCAUCAACAUGAAGACACCUUGGCAGUGGCAGUCCAUCACCAUCACCCUGGUGGAGAAGGUGCAGAUCAUUGCCGUGUUCCUGGGCUCUCUCUUCCUGGUGGCCAGCAUCUCCUGGCUGCUGUGGUCGGCUCUUAGCCCGCAGGCCGUCUGGCAGCGCCGCGACGUCCUCUUCCAGAUCUGCUACGGCAUGUACGGCUUCAUGGACCUGGUCUGCGUAGGUAGGCUUGAUUGUCCACGAGGGGGCAGCGGUGUACAACGUCUUCAUGCGCUGGCGGGCCGUCAACCUCCACUGGGACGUUCAGAGCUACGACAAAGCGAAGGACAUGGAGGAGACGAGCGCCGGCCAUUCCUCGUUGUCCCCCAGGACGCUUUGGUUGCCUCUGGCCACCUUCGGGCCCAACGGCCCUUUGCGUCCCACCCAGCUGGGGCCUCAGCCAUGGACCUGCCUCUGUUUGGGCCCCUUUUGUCCCGGCUUGGUGCGCCGAAACAACCUCAGUCAGGACAGUGACUCGGGAGAGGUCGUCAUUCGUGUAACAUCGGUGUAACGGUAUUUAUGCAGGAACAAAAGCAUCUGAUGGUUUGCACUUGGUGGUAAAAGUCUGGGCUUCUCUGGGCGGGUUAUAACAUUACACAACAUUGAUUUUUUUUUUGCAGAUUUCCUGUCACUAAAUGUUUUCCGAUUGAGUUGGAAUUGUUUGUCUGCUCUGGGGCCGGUCCUCACAACAAUCUCAACAGUUAAAUGAACUCACGUGGUGAUGUUCCCUUUCACAAACUACACCUCUACUAUUUAUUUUUCCAGACCAUUUGCAGCAUUCAUGUCAUGUUGGAUAAAAGGUAUUCAAUCAGGAUUGCUGUGUAAGAGUAAAUAGAUACUGUGCAUGGUCAGCGUAGCACUAUACUACCUUGAACAAUGGGCUUUGACUGAUUUGAGGCAUCCGUGCUUGUUUGCUUUUAUAGACACUUAUUGUUCGGCACCAGGUCGGAUAUAUGAGAUCUUUUGGAGAAAAAAAAUGGCUUCUCAGUCUUGACAUGAACAAGUAUUUGCUGAAGUUGCCACAUGACAUGAACGCAGCACAAGGGCCGAUGUGUACUGAAACAAAAUAUCUUCAGAUAUUCUGAUCAACCUUAGUUUUACAGUACCGUAGUUUCCUAUAAUUUCAUAGAAAGAUAUUUAACUCUAAAUUUUAUAGGAAGGUUCCUAGAAAGAGCUGCAAUUUGGGGGAAAUGGAGGCCAUGUUAAAUUAGUACACCUCCAAUUUACAUAAAUAAAUAACGAAUGAGAAUUUACCUUGGGUUUACUUGGGAUCAAAUGGAGGUCCUUGUAAUUGGUUCCAAAUCAUCAGAAUCUUACAGGUCCAUAAAAUAAAGUGUUAUUGAUAUACAGUUUAGCAACAUGUCUUUCUAGCAGCCCAGUGAGGCUGUAAAUAUGUUACACAUCAGAAAACAAUUGCUGGACGGCGGCAAAAUGAAGAGAAGGCGCUUACCACUAGUGGGGCAAAAAAAACCUUUUAUCAAUCUGAUCUGGACUUUGUAUUCAGACUCAAUGCAAAGCUAGUUUUAGUGGUGGUACUAUUGCACAUUAAAGGUAUAAUAUGUAACCGUUGUCGGUUGCUGUUUGUAAACACACCGCAUUCAAAGUUGGCCCCUCGUUCUCAGCUGAACGAGCGAGCGAGAGAGAAAAAGAGCUAUAGAGUGAAUGAAGAGAGGGAGCGAUGAAAAGUUAUCAAAUGUUUGUGUGUUCAUGUUCAGGAUUGUUGCCGUGGUGGCGAAAAGCGCCUUUCGCCAUAAAACAGGAAGUUGUUGUAACUUCAGCAUACUUAGUCCAAUCUGCUCCAAAUUUCUCAAGCAUGACAAGGGUCCAGGCCUGAGGGCUUUUACCUGACAAUAUAGACUCAUAGCCCCCGUCCUCUUUCAUAACUCAUGAACCGUCUGUCGUCGAGAGUUCCUGUUUCAUUGUGCCUGGCCACGUCGACCGGCGUCCUAACCCCCGCACACAGGAAGGCGGAGGGCCCGUUCUUCGCUACUUACACCGCUUUGAUUCUAGGUUUAGAACUGCACUGACUGAGUUUAUAUAGCUUUGAGUUUCAAACUGGAUCCUUCCAAAUCUGCUGGACUAUGAAGAGAGAGCUUUGUAUCUUCAUCACUGUGUUUCCUUUUGGAUAAACCUGCUUCACGUUUUGUACAAAUAUAUCUUACCUUUUAGAAGACCAGAAGGAGGCAGGAUUCAGAGAUUUGGACAGAUUGUAAAUGAGCACAACAACCAACUGAUGUCAGAAAGAUACUGAGGUUUUAGUUUCACUCAACAAUGCAGGCAGCGAAUAUGGACGUCUUUGAAUGUCACUUUAACUCGGUCCUCAGAUGAAUUGUGCCAGUUAUAAAUACAGCUGUUGAAAAUUGUGGAUUUUGAUCUGUCCGUAUGCCAUUCUGUUGAGCUUCCAGGAGCCCUGUGGUGUUUGGGUUGUGGGGUUUGGGGGUUUUGGGGAUGGGUUUGGGGGUUCUGUUCUCAACCUUGGGUCAUUUGAUUUUUUUUGGUGCCUUAGGAGGCUGGGUGAUGACGUCUCAAUGACGUCAAAAUGACUUGAAUGUGACUUUUGCUGUUGGCUGUAUUUCUAUUUCUUUUGAGUGUUAACAUGGAUGUAAUGUAUAAAGAAUAUUUCUAUACACAGAGA
Messenger RNA from Sebastes umbrosus (honeycomb rockfish), 3557 nucleotides. It is a transcript of the gene marchf11, whose product is annotated as membrane-associated ring finger (C3HC4) 11. The transcript has 4 exons. NCBI's taxonomy places the organism in Eukaryota, Metazoa, Chordata, Actinopteri, Perciformes, Sebastidae. The coding region runs from base 368 to 1396 and encodes 342 amino acids. Gene Ontology annotation, molecular function: ubiquitin-protein transferase activity; zinc ion binding. The record is from RefSeq and is a predicted model, not a curated record. Gene Ontology annotation, biological process: protein ubiquitination.